Messenger RNA from Thecamonas trahens ATCC 50062, 682 nucleotides. RefSeq lists its product as uncharacterized. Lineage: Eukaryota; Apusomonadida; Apusomonadidae. The record is from RefSeq and is a predicted model, not a curated record. The transcript has a single exon. The coding region runs from base 43 to 588 and encodes 181 amino acids.
CAGCCGCGGCCGCGUCGGACCCCGCUCCGUCUCGGCGGAAGCAUGCGGCAGGACGCACAGGACCGGGCGCGGGGCCCUGCGGCUCAGUCAAUCCGUGUCCAGUCGCGACCGGCGUCGUCCAAGAGGACCCCUGUCAAGUCAGCGCUGAACCCUCGCCCUGCGCGCCAGCCGCCGCAGUACGCCAAGACGCCGGAUAGUAUUCCACAGCUUACCAUUGACGGGGCGGCAGGAUCGGACCUCGGGCCAGUCCGUCUCGAAGGACCGUCGUCAUCGGCUGCUGUCUUUGCUGCGCUCAACUCGCCGUCGAACGCCACUCCGAGCCGCACUGUGCGGUCGACGGCGCCGUCGGCGCCCGAGGACGUCCGUACCACACGUCUGGAGGACGCGCCGUCGGCGCCGGUCCCGUUCCACCACACUUUGCCCACGGCUCCGCUGGCAGAAGCUGAAGCUUGUGAGUACGGUGGCCAGUGGGGCGGCGGCGCUACAAGUCUCAGCGGCCCGGCAGGGAUUGCUGGUUCUCGGUCUGGCUUUCGCAUGCAUCUCCGGCCGAUGGACGAGCUCAUCGCUACACCUGGGAACACCUUCUAGCUUUACGGCACAGUAACCACCACGUUGGCACCGUUGAGGGUCCGAAUCGGCGUGGGUCCCGCUGAUGGCGGGCCAAGCGUCUGAAGGUUGGGCG